GCCGAACGGAGAGCGGGGAUCGCGAGCCCCGGCCAGAGCGAGCGCACGCGGCCGCCGCCGAGUCGGCACCUGGAGGACAUGGAGGAAAGGCCGGCAGAGACCAACGCCAAUGUGGACGACUCGGCGCCCCCCUCGGUGGCCCAGCUGGCUGGGCGAUUCAGGGAGCAGGCAGCCGCUGCAAAGGAGAAGUCACCGCCCAAUGCAAACCACCCUCCUAAAGUCAAGGUGAAGAGCUCGCCUCUGAUCGAGAAGCUCCAGGCCAAUUUAGUCUUUGAUCCAGCGGCCCUGCUGCCUGGGGCCUCACCCAAGAGUCCCGGACUCAAGGCCAUGGUGUCACCGUUUCACAGCCCGCCUUCUACCCCCAGCAGCCCUGGCGUGCGGUCUCGGGCCAGCGAGCCAGAGGAGGUGCCCGUCAGCUUUGACCAGCCUCCUGAAGGCAGUCAUCUGCCCUCUUACAAUAAGGUGCGGACAAGGGGCUCCAUAAAAAGGCGCCCUCCCUCCAGGCGAUUCCGAAGGUCCCAGUCGGAGGACUGUGCGGACCUGGGGGAGCUCAGGGCCAUGGAGUCCUCCCAGGAGAAUGGUGCCAAGGAAGAGAAUGGGGACGAGGUGUUCCUAGCUAAGAGCAAGACCCCAGGAUCCCCUCCUCUGAGGAGGACGCCCAGCAGGACAGAGAAGCAGGAGGAGAAGGGCAGGGCCUUGAGGGUAGCCCAGCAGCACGAGAAGGCCGUGGGGAGCUCCGAGGAGGGGGCCAGCCAGCGUCCAGCCCGAGCCUCCAGCCCAGAGGCAGAGGACGGGGGUGGGAGCCCCACGGAGGAGAAACCGGCUGAGGAGCAGACGGCAGAGCCUGCGGAGGUGAAGGAGAGGGCGGCCGGUGAAGAGGCGGAGCCCGGACAAAGGAGCCGAGACACAAAGGGGCUGGAGGAGGGAGCUGUGGGGGAGGAGACCCCCCAAAACCCCCCUGGAGGAGGCGAGGGCGACCACAGUCCUGAGCAGGGGCCUGGCAAGGAAAAGCACGAUGAGGGGACCAUCCUCGAGCCAGGCUGUGACCCUGGCACUGGCCACGCCCAGCCGGACGCUAGCAGUGAGGUCCCCAAGACGGAGGAUAAUACCCCUGUCCAGGGCACUAAAAUGUGAAGAAGAUCUCAUUGUGCCUAGUGAUGAAGCUGCUGGAGCCGUGUCCUUGAAGUAGCAGCAAUGAUCGUAGCGGCAACAAAGGAAGCCAUCGCAGGAGCAGGAUGGGCUGAGGGUCUGGAGUCAGCCUGAGGACACAGGGUGCAAUUUCCCGACCUCCACACCAUCGUAGACAGAGAUUGGAUCUGAGGGCAGCAGACUUUUAUCAACUUGAUCAAAGUUGUGUCACUUGAUGGACUUGGUUUAAAAAAAAAACAAAAAAACUUAUUUAAAACAAUUUACUAUGGUGACAACUCCCCAGGGAUACUGGUCAAACUGUGGGGCCCAUAUACUGUCCACACCCACCUAACCCUAUAGCUGACCUCAGGACUGGACUGGGAUAUACCUAUUCGGCUUGUGUUUGUGUAAGGUGAUAGCCUUUUUAUUGUUCUUAAGUUUUCAUGAUUCUCAAGUGUAAGUAAAAACUCAUUGCAAGUAGCUAGAAACAAAGUAGUAUCACUGGAAAUAUAAAUCCUGUAAGUUACAGAAGACCUUAAAUUGUAUGGAGACCCUGAGACAACCUUUCAGCUUGGUCCAAAUUUGACUGGCCAACCAAUUUUGAAAACAUUGGACGAGAAGAGAUAAUUAUUGAAACAUUAAAAAAUAUGUGUCUGUUCCAGCAACAGGAGCUUUUCCAUCAGGUAAUUCUCUAGCUGGGGAUACACUGGGAGGCGACAGCUCAGCUCACCUGCUUCUGCCAGGGGGACAGCAGGCAGAGGCAGGCAGCAACUCCUUUGGAGAGGCAGGAUGUCUCUGUGCUGCAUUUCCUCAUCCUGAAAGCAGAGCGGUGACCCCUGGACAAUGCCUGCCCUCUGGUUUAUCCUGGGAGAAUGAAGUUUGUGCUUCCAGAGGGGGAGCCUCGAGCAUGGAUUAGAUAUCUCCUGCGAAGUGCUUUGAGCAUCGUGAUGUGCAAGCUACAUAAUAAGAACAUCCUUCCUGGCUUCCCUGACUUGAAUGGAAACCCAGGCUCUCCUCCCCGACUCAGGAGGGGUGGGUGGGUCUUCUGUCUGUUCCUCCUGGGUAGCUCUUGCUUUAUCGGUCUGUUUGGAGAGUGCAUGCGGCUUCGCCGGAGACAGGGGGCCUGACGACCCCUUCCUUGAAAUAUCCUCUCCCCUCUUCCCACACUCCUGCUGAAAGAUGCUCAUCCAAAUAAAUGUUUAAUCUUAAGGGUUGGCCCUUAUUCAGAUUUGAGUAUUUCCGUAUCUCAACAUGCUGAUUUGGUAGUUGGAGCAGUCAUUUUUUCUGGAGGUCUCUUAGACCACACUCUACUCUGACUUCAGAAAGUAGUUUCCCAGACUAAAAGGCCUUAUCUCACUGCUGGUACCUCAGUUUAUCACCCCAUUUACAGUUUUUCGAACUCCAGGAUAGUGUUAAUAUUUGGGAUAUAUAUUUUUUCAAAAACUAUUUUUAAAUCAAAUGCAGCUUCUAAACCUUGUAAUCUA
This is a messenger RNA of Eubalaena glacialis (North Atlantic right whale), 2612 nucleotides long. RefSeq names its product RCSD domain containing 1 (gene RCSD1). The record is from RefSeq and is a predicted model, not a curated record. Gene Ontology annotation, molecular function: actin filament binding; phosphatidylinositol phosphate binding; retromer complex binding. Gene Ontology annotation, cellular component: WASH complex; early endosome. Bases 79 to 1134 code for a protein of 351 amino acids. Gene Ontology annotation, biological process: protein localization to endosome; skeletal muscle contraction; retrograde transport, endosome to Golgi. The transcript has 6 exons. NCBI's taxonomy places the organism in Eukaryota, Metazoa, Chordata, Mammalia, Artiodactyla, Balaenidae.